CAUGGCCCAUAUGGAUGACAAGAUAGGAGUUAAAUGCAAAAGCAGCAAACAAAUGGAGAACAGACUCAUCCGUGGAAUCAUCUUAAAAGCAAACCACAUAUCAGUGCUUUUGACGGGUAAAAAAAUGGAAAAUCCAUCCAGAACCACUGCAAGGAGCAAGAGCUCGUUCAGGUACUUUCAAUAUGAGGAAGACAGGGACUCGCCAGGAGAUGCUCGGAACGUUCUCAUGGUACGUAGUUGCCACGCUGAUUGCUGCAGUGAGCUUUCAAGCUGGGGUGAACCCUCCUGGGGGAGUUUGGCAGGAUGAUAAAGAUGGACACAAAGCUGGGAGGGCCAUUUAUGCAACUGAAAAAGAAGCUUAUUAUGUUUUCUUGAUUUCCAACACUUCGGCCCUUUCAGCUUCAGUCUUGGUCAUCAUGUACUUAACAUACAGGUUUCCUUUCCAUCCUAAAGUGUUGGUUGCCACGACGUCUAUGAUUGUAACAUAUGGGUCCGCUGUGUUCGCUGUCACUCCCAAGGAAUCCGUGAGGUUUCGCUAUAUUUUGAUCGCUGCUGUUGUUCCUUUUGCAAUGAGGCUUUUGAUCCGAGUGUUCGUCAAGUUUAGAAGCAAAUCAUGAACAGUUCAGGACGUUUUUUUUUUUUUUUUAUGUUCAGUACUCCAGGCUUUAUGAAGUAUAUUAUAUAUUCGUGUCUUCUCUCUAUGUUUGUGUUCUUGUUUGGAGGAGUUUAGUAGGAGUCCCGUGAUUAUCAAAUUAGUAUUAUAGCUAGUAUUGUUUAUGUCGAUUAGUCACUCGUAUCAUGUCCGUGUAACGUUUAAUAAAAUUUGAUUACAUGUAUCUUUCAGUAA
Molecule: messenger RNA, 847 nt
Organism: Carya illinoinensis
Lineage: Eukaryota; Viridiplantae; Streptophyta; Magnoliopsida; Fagales; Juglandaceae
Exons: 1
Coding region: 183-617 (144 amino acids)
Source: RefSeq, a predicted model, not a curated record